Molecule: messenger RNA, 1649 nt
Organism: Trichoderma citrinoviride
Lineage: Eukaryota; Fungi; Ascomycota; Sordariomycetes; Hypocreales; Hypocreaceae
Product: DEAD-domain-containing protein
Exons: 1
Coding region: 1-1641 (546 amino acids)
Molecular function (GO): nucleic acid binding; RNA helicase activity; ATP binding
Source: RefSeq, a predicted model, not a curated record
AUGCCUUCUGCAGGUGUUGCAUACGAGGAGCGGUCUUCGGACCCGGAGCUCUCGUCAAAUGCGUCGGAGUCCGCCGACGAGUCCGAUUACCUCGACAGCGCUGCUUCCAGGAAACGGCGUCGCACUUCUCCCGAACUCCAAGUCGGGGGAGACGAGAGCGAUGAAGACGAAGACAACGACGACGAGACCCCGAAGCUGGUAGUGCCUUCUAUAGCCGUGCCCUCUCGCAUCAAGCGAAACGUUGGGAAGAGAGAGGACGGACCUGUCAGCAAACCCCCAGCUACUUCACAAUCGGAACCACAACCACAGUCGCAAAAUCCCAUACUGGCGCCGACCGAUCCCAAUACUACAUUCUCUGCCCUCAAUGUGCGGCCGUGGCUUGUCCAGUCGCUUGGAAACAUGGCCAUCAGACGGCCAACCGGCAUUCAAAAGGGCUGCAUACCGGAGAUCUUGAAGGGAAGGGACUGCAUCGGAGGCAGCAGAACAGGUUCGGGAAAGACUGUGGCCUUUGCCGUCCCUGUGCUCCAGAAGUGGGCUGAGGAUCCUACCGCCAUCUUCGCCGUUGUCCUCACGCCGACCCGAGAGCUUGCACUUCAGAUCUACGAGCAGUUCAAGGCGAUUUCGUCUCCGCAGAGCCUCAAGAUCAUCCUUGUGACCGGCGGCGCUGACAUGCGAGCUCAAGCCAUUGCGCUUGCUCAGCGGCCGCAUGUCAUCAUUGCGACUCCUGGACGUCUGGCGGACCACAUCAGGACAUCGGGAGAGGACACCAUCUGCGGGCUUCGAAGAGUACGCUUCGUGGUUCUCGAUGAGGCAGACCGGCUCCUGCAUGCGGGCGGCAAAGGCAGUAUGCUGCCAGACGUCGAGGAGUGCUUGUCAGUGUUGCCGCCUGCCACCGAAAGACAGACGCUUCUCUUCACGGCAACCAUCACGCCGGAGGUGCGAGCGCUCAAGGAGCUGCCGCAACGGCCCGGAAAGCCGCCCGUCUUCGUCUGCGAGGUGGACACGCAGAUGCUGGCCAUUCCAGCAACCCUGAGCCAGAAGCAUGUGCAGAUCCCCGUCACCCACAAGGAGCACUAUCUCCACGUCUUCCUGCUCACCGAGGCCAACGUCAACAAGACGGUCAUCAUAUUCUGCAACCGUACGACGACAGCCGAGUACCUUCACCAUCUGCUGCGAUUGCUGGACCACCGAGUCACCUCUUUGCAUUCCAAGCUCCCCCAGAGGCAGCGGACGGACAACCUUGCCCGCUUCCGAGCGUCGGCGGCGCGGAUCUUGGUAGCGACGGACGUGGCAGCCCGAGGUCUCGAUAUCCAGGAAGUCAGCCUGGUCAUCAACUACGAUGUCCCCCGGGACCCUGAUGACUACAUUCACCGCGUGGGACGUACCGCCCGUGCGGGUCGCAAGGGUGAGGCCGUGACGCUGGUGGGCCAGCGAGACGUGGAGCUGGUCCUGGCCAUUGAAGAGCGCGUGGGCCGCAAGAUGGAGGCUUGGGAAGAGGAGGGCGUCAACCUGGAGACGAGAGUGAUCCGAGACGCCCUCAAGGUGGUUAGCGAGAAGAAGCGGGAGGCGCUGCUGGAGAUGGAAGAAGGGAGGGAGGUCGGCGGCAAGAGGAAGAAGACGAAGCAGAAGCUUCAGGCAUAGUAUCACCA